Molecule: messenger RNA, 2781 nt
Organism: Quercus robur (English oak)
Lineage: Eukaryota; Viridiplantae; Streptophyta; Magnoliopsida; Fagales; Fagaceae
Exons: 9
Coding region: 1004-2452 (482 amino acids)
Molecular function (GO): DNA binding
Source: RefSeq, a predicted model, not a curated record
UGUACUUGUACACUCCCUUUGUUUCCACAGAAUAUUUUUUUCCAGAGAAAAAGUUUGCAAUGGAAAACAUUUUCCGGAAAAAAUGACUUGUUUUCCUGUGUUUGGUUACGGCUUUGAAAAUGUUCUUAGGAAUAUUUUAUAACGUUUGGCUUGUACAGAAAAUCAUUAAUAUUAAAUGUAUGCAAGAUGGUGGUGGUGAUGGAGGCUAUGGUCGAGGUGGAUUGGUGGUAGUGGUGGUGGUAGUGAUGGCAGUGGUGUUAGUGGCACAUAGGAAUAUAGGAGAUGAGGUGAGGACACAAGGGAAUGGUGGAAAAUGAUUUCCAGAUUUUGUGUUAUUUUCCCUUGACUUCGAAAUUUUUUUUCCAUUGACUAUGAUUUUUUGUCUAUAAAAGUGCCAAACAUCAGUCCUUCCUUACUGAUACUUGAUUGUUGGUACUUUUUAUUGUAAAAUUUGGACUGAUGUUUUAGGUAUUUUUGUAGCUAAUAACAUAUGAAGUGAUACAUCAACUGUCUCCAAAAAAAAUUAUCACUUUUAGUGUUGAUCAAUGAACACUCAAGAAAGGAGCUCUCCAUUCAUUGGUACCAUCAACUGUUAUGGAUGUGUAGAAAAAGGCUAUCUGGGGAAGCAAUUGGAGGGAUCAUUUGUAGAAGUUCUUUGUGGAUUCUGUCCUUGGAAAAGGUCAAAUGUCAGUUUAAAUAAGUAUUUUGGGGCUCAUAGAUGGAUCAUGUUUGUGGAGUUUCUCUAUCUAUAGACAGUUUAAAUUAUUUUCUUUUUUAUAAGUAGCAAAUAAUCUCCAGUUUAGAAAUUUCCUUUUGGUCCAAAGUCCCACUGAUUUUGAAAUUGCCUCACUUUCUAUCAAGUCUGCUGAUUUUGUAACCUUCGUGGGGGUGCAAAGGGGUUCACAGCUAUUAAAGAUGAUUGAGGAUAAAAGCGAGUCUUGAAUUCUAAUAGGAUUGCCUAAAAGUUUAUCAUCCAGAAUGUGUGGGAAAGGAUGAUUCAUUCAUGGAGAAUGAAGAGCCCUGGAAUUGUAAUAGACAUUCUUGCUUAAUAUGCCAAAACACAGCAAAAUUUUAUUGUGUUUGCUGUCCAAAUGCGGUAUGUGGAUGUUGCAUUGGUGAAGUUGAGUUUGCACCUGUUAAAGGGAAGAAAGGAUUCUGUGACAACUGUUUGGAGCUUCUUCUUCUUGCUGAACAAAAUGCCGAUUAUGAUUCUGAUGGGGAAAAGGUGGAUUUCAAUGACCGAGAAACAUAUGAAUGUCUAUUUAAGGAAUAUUGGGAUAUAAUAAAAGGAAGAGAAGGCUUGACUGUCGACAAUGUGUAUUCUGCAGAUGCCCAGUUAAAGAAGAGAGGACGCUGCUCUGAUUCAGUUAGAAUAGGCAAGGCCAAAGAAUGUAAAAAACUGAAAAUCUCUGAGAAGGCAUUAGGAAAAAAGAAGGUGUCUAAAGCAAUAGAAUUUAUAGGAUGGGGAUCAAGCCCUCUCAUUAAGUUCCUCACAUCCAUUGGUAAAGAUACAACCAAACAAUUAUCACAAUAUGAUGUGGAGUCUAUCAUCUCUGGAUAUAUUCAAGAGAAAAACCUUUUUCACCCAAAAAAGAAGAGGAGGAUACUUUGUGACCCAAUGCUGUAUUCUCUCUUCAGAAGGAAAUCAGUGGAUAAGAACCAAAUAUAUAGUCUCCUGGACAUCCAUUUUGUUGCUAACUUGGAGCAAUCAGAAGACGAUGAAAGUGAGGAUGAAGAUGAAAUCAUUUUAGGAGAGAAAAAGAACGAAAAUAUUACAGCUGCAUUUAAGAAACAGAAAACAUUGAGCUCAAACAGAACAUGUCAGGAAGAGGAAGUGAAUCGUACUGUGAAAGAGAGUGGUUUUGCAUCUAUGGUUGCUGAAAAUUUCAAACUUGUCUACUUAAGGAAGAGCUUGGUGGAAAGGCUACUGAAGCAGCCUGAAAGUUUUGAUUGCAAGGUAGUGGGAAGUUUUGUGAGAACAAAAACAGACCCCACAGAUUAUCAGCGACGCACGUCUCAUCAGCUCUUACAAGUUAGAGGCAUAAAGAAAAACGCAAGUGAAGUUCUACUGCAAGUCUCUAAUAUGCCAAUAGACCUUAACAUCGCUAUGCUUUCUGACUGUGACUUCACUAAGGAAGAAUGCGAAGAUUUGCAACAAAUGGUUGAAAAUGGCCUUCUAAAGAAACCUACUGUUGUGGAGCUCGAACAGAAGGCAAGGAGUCUGCAUGAGGAUAUAACAAAACAUUGGAUUGAGAUGGAGCUGGUCAAAUUACAAAAAUGCAUUGAUCGGGCAAAUGAGAAGGGCUGGAGAGCAGAAUUAUUUCAAUAUUUAGACAAAAUAGAACUUCUCAAGAAACCGUCAGAACAGGAACGAUUAUUAAAUCAGGAGCCAAAGGUAAUUGCAGAGAUGGUAGAGCUCAGAUCUGAUUCUUCAGACUCCUCUGGAGAUUGAUGAACAAUAAAGUUUUUGCUGCAGUCAAUCCUCAUUGGCAAUAUCAAAACAUUCCAGCAAGUAACUAAAAAUAUGAUGGAGCUUUUCUUGCGCCUUAUUGAUCUGUACAUAAACACUGUAGGGCGCGAGAUUUGAAAACUCUUUCGGUUGUUAGAGGUAUCAAAAAGCAACCAUCCAUUUCAUUUUGAAUGUCUGAUCCCUUUUGUUUCUGAUCAGCCAAAUGUGUAGUAGUUGAAGGUCUGUACCAUGUAAUGUAAAGAUGGAGGUGUACUUAGCUUUUCCUUACAAAACAUGUGUUAUAAAACCAAUGGAAAUUUUCAUUUGCAUAA